UAUAAGCUUUAAUUCCACGAGCUGCUUCCCAGCAACAGGCAAGCUUCGAAUAGCAGCUAAGAGGAUGACUGUCAGCCAACAAACAGAAACUGCUCAGAGAGACAGUUCCUCCAGCCCUCCCAAAUGCAGGGUUACCGGGCACUGGGGACUGUUUAAGUCCCCUGAAAGCCUCACCCUAAGUGCCUACUACAGCGGUAACAGCAACAACAAAAUUUAAAAGCAGUGCUCAUUAAGGAUUUGCAGCUUAUGACCCCAGAAGAGCAAUGACGUUCGGGGAGGCAGGGAAAACCACGAAGAAAGUCAUCCCCACAUCUUCCAGGGUCAGCGCGCCCGAAGCCGGCCCACAGAGGACAAGACCCGGGGGUCUAUUCCCUGAGUCCUGGCCCUCCAACCUCUCCUACGGGCUCCCUUUGGAGUGGGAAAAAGAUGUAGCCAUAGGUUGCCGAAGCCACCAUCAGCUUUCUUAUUGGCCGAGACCGAAUAAUGAUAGUCUUCCCAUUCGCUAGAAGCCAAGCCCGGAGAAAGCCCAUUGGCUGCGUGGUCCGCGGGCCUUCGUCUGCUUCGAAGACCGGCUGAAGCCGAGGAGCAGGGGGCGGGCAAGGGGCUCACUAGUUGCCGUGGUUACGCCGAGGCACGUGUGCAGUCCCGGAAGCGGCUCAGGGAAGCUGCUCCGCGCGCGCCGCCGAAGGAAGCGCCGCCCGGUCCGCUCGGGUUGCUCCGGCUGGGCCAUGGAGUCGUUGCCGGAGCCCUCGCCCCGCCGUCUUCUGCUUCUCCCCUUGCUGCUGCUGAUACUGCGGGCUCCAGAGCUGGGCCCGAGCCAGGCCAAGGCCGAGGAGACCGACUGGGUUCGACUGCCCAGCAAAUGCGAAGUGUGUAAAUAUGUUGCUGUGGAGCUGAAGUCGGCCUUUGAGGAAACUGGCAAGACCAAGGAGGUGAUCGACACAGGCUAUGGCAUCCUGGACCGCAAGGCCUCUGGAGUCAAAUACACCAAGUCGGACUUACGGUUGAUUGAAGUCACUGAGACCAUUUGCAAGAGGCUCCUGGACUACAGCCUGCACAAGGAGAGGACCGGCAGCAACCGGUUUGCCAAGGGCAUGUCGGAGACUUUUGAGACACUACAUAACCUGGUGCACAAAGGGGUCAAGGUGGUGAUGGACAUCCCGUACGAGCUAUGGAACGAGACCUCUGCUGAGGUGGCUGACCUCAAGAAGCAGUGUGACGUGCUGGUGGAAGAGUUUGAGGAUGUCAUUGAGGACUGGUAUAGGAACCACCAAGAGAAGGACCUGACUGAAUUCCUCUGCGCCAACCAUGUGCUGAAGGGCAAGGACACCAGUUGCCUGGCAGAGCGGUGGUCUGGCAAGAAAGGGGACACAGCUGCCCUGGGAGGGAAGAAGUCCAAGAAGAAGAGUGGCAGGGCCAAGGCCUCAGGCAGUAGGAGCAGCAGCAGCAAGCAGAGGAAGGAGCUGGGGAACCUUGAGGGAGACCCCAGCCCCGAGGAGGAGGAAGGCAUUCAGAAGCCAUCCCCACUCCCACACAGCCCCCCUGAUGAGCUCUGAGCCUAACCCAAUAUCCCUGAACCAAGACCCCUGACUUCCUAGCUGAAGAGCAUAGGGCAUGGCUCUGGCGAGCAAGGUGGCUCUCCUAGCUUCAGGCCUUCUGCUUUGACUGUGCCCUCUUCCUGCCCAGGACAGACAACCCCAGGAAGAACUCAGCAGUAGCCAUGACAGCCCAUGCCAGCCUUCUCUCUCUGCCCACCAGUUCUCUUCUGUAUGGGCUUUAGGCAGGCCAUGCGGUUCAGGACCUCAAGGACUCCAGUGUGAACUCGUGAGGAAGGACUGAUACUGACAACCAGGACUGGAGCUGCUCCAGAGCCCCCAAGGAGGGCGCACCUGGCCUGACCCCACAGGAGGCAAGGCUGCAGCCCCGCAGCUCCCCUCUGCCCUCCCCUCCGUGGACACUUGCGCUCUGCCUCGCCCUCCUCCCCAGGGCUUACAGAGUAAAACCUCUAGCCUUUUGUUUUCCAUUCCUGAGUC
Molecule: messenger RNA, 2033 nt
Organism: Castor canadensis (American beaver)
Lineage: Eukaryota; Metazoa; Chordata; Mammalia; Rodentia; Castoridae
Gene: Cnpy3
Product: canopy FGF signaling regulator 3
Source: RefSeq, a predicted model, not a curated record